Molecule: messenger RNA, 732 nt
Organism: Blepharisma stoltei
Lineage: Eukaryota; Ciliophora; Heterotrichea; Heterotrichida; Blepharismidae
Source: the annotation of a GenBank genome assembly
AUGGAAGCUACUCAAGCUCUAAACUCUGCCAUUAAUAGCAAGUUUUCCGAAUUCCAGCAGGCAGCUUACGAUGAAAUGAAUCAGUUUUUUGAAAAGCACAAAGAAGUCAAUCAAGGAAUUUUCUUGGGUGAAAAAAGAGCGCUUCAAGAAAAAAUUGAAUCCCAAAGAUCAGAAAUCAACCAACUUAAAGCAACGAUUGAGCAUUAUAAAAACGAAAAAUUAAAAUCCAAAUUUCGUGCUUAUCUUGUUUGUGAGAACGUAUAUGGGAAAAGAGUAAAGAAAAAUGUGAUGGAUGCUUGGAAAGAAUUUUUAGUUAACAGUUUAAAGAAGAAAAAGAUGAACGAGUAUUUGGCCACCUUUUAUAAGCGUGGGCUCCUUAAAAGAUCUUGCAGAGGAUGGAAAAAUGAGCUACUGGCAAAUAAGAAGAAAGAUAUAGAUCAAGCAAGUGAAAGAAAAAUCAGGGAAGCUGUUGAAAAAGCAAUCCAAAGUAGAAACCAAGAACUUGAAAUUUUAAGAAAGAUGGUAGCUGAAAUAUCUGAAGACCUAAGAAAUGAAAAUCUCGCAAAAAACCAUCUCCAGUAUCAGUGCGAUCAAGCAUUAUUAAGAAGUAUGUCUGCAUUGCAUCUUGAAAAUAUGACAAUCAGACAAGUGUCUCUUGAGCACAAUAAAGCCUUAUCUCAAACUAGCAGAAAUUUAAUAUUCACUCAAGAUAAAUCAGCAAUACCCAAAUAA